Molecule: messenger RNA, 2040 nt
Organism: Nerophis lumbriciformis (worm pipefish)
Lineage: Eukaryota; Metazoa; Chordata; Actinopteri; Syngnathiformes; Syngnathidae
Source: RefSeq, a predicted model, not a curated record
ACAAUGGAUGUGUCCCAGGUGACCCUGACUGUCAGAGGAGAAACGUGCCCAGGAGAGGUGAUUGCUGUGGUUGGGAGCUGUGUAUCCCUGGGCUGUUGGAGCUACCAAAAAGCCAUUAUCUUGGACGCACAGAACGAUGAAGGGAAUACAUGGACCACGAUGGUCUCUAUUCCCAGGGGAGUCGAGGUCAAGUACCGGUACUUCAAGGGCUUCUUUCUGGAAGCAAAAAGUGUGGGCGAUCCUUGUCAAGUGAUAGUCAAUGUGUGGGAGAGCCAUCUUCAUCCCCGCACCGUGAGCCCCACAGGAUCUCACCUAAAUGUGAUCGAUGGCCAUUUUGGAAUACACAAUGGGGCAAAGUGCAUCGACAGUGGUUGGCUGACAUGCCAGACAGAGAUUCGCCUGCGUCUGCACUAUUCCAAGACGUCUCCGGUAUCCAUCACCAAGAAGAAAUUCAAGAAGUCCCGCUUCAGGAUCAAGCUGACGCUGGAGGGGGUUGAGGAGGAAGAGGAUGAGGAGGAAGCGGAAAACCCACAGAGUGUGUCGUCCCCACACAAAGUGCCCACCACCCUGGAGAUCAGCAUGAUCAGCCCCAAAUGCUACAAGUCUCGCCACUCGCAGCCCGAGUGCGGUUACGCCCUGGAGCCCUCACAGUGGACCGAGUACAGCAUCCACAGCAUGGACCCUGACAACCUGGAGCUCACUUUUGAGUUUUUUGAGGAGGAUCUAAGCGAGCAUGUGGUCCAAGGUGAUGUUCACCCGGGACACGUGGGCACUGCCUGUCUCCUGUCUUCCACCUUCUUCGAGAGCGGCAGAGACCACGGUCUAGUCACGCUGCCCAUCAUGGGGCGCAACUCCAGGCAGACCAUAGGCAAAGUGCGAGUGGACUACCUGGUGAUCAGACCCAUCCUUGGACUACAGUGCGAAAUGAGCGCCACCUUCGCCAAGUACUGGAAGAAAGGAAGAGCCCUGAACGUGGGUCACCGUGGAGCCGGCAGCACGCAAGCAGCCAAGCAUCACAGAGUGCGAGAGAACACCAUCGCCUCAUUCAAGAGUGCCGCUAAACACGGGGCCGCUUAUGUGGAGUUCGACGUCCACCUCUCCAAGGACGCCGUGCCUAUCGUGUACCACGACCUCACGUGCUGCAUUUCCACUAAAAAGAAGAAAAAUGACCACACUCUGGAGCUCAUCGAGGUGCCUGUCAAAGAUCUGACGUUUGAUCAGCUACAGCUUCUCAAGCUGGCUCACGUCACUGCCAUGAAGGGAAGUGAUCUCAAAGAUGUAUUGGAGGAUGAUGACGAGAUCGACGAGCAUCAGCCCUUUCCGUCGCUAUCGCAGCUCUUCCAGGCUCUGCCUGAACAUGUAGGAUUCAACAUCGAACUGAAGUGGAUCUGUCAGAUGAAGGACGGUUCAUGGGAAGGCAACAUGUCAUCCUACUUCAACAUGAACAGGUUCCUAGACAUUAUUUUGUCUUGUGUUCUGCGGGAAGGAGGCAAGCGACGUAUCGUCUUCUCUUGCUUUGACCCAGAUAUCUGCUCUAUGGUGCGCCGCAAGCAGAACAAGUAUCCCAUCCUUUUCCUGACGCAGGGAAUCUCUGAAAAGUACCCGGAGCUGAUGGACAUCCGCUGCCAGACCACCGAGUUCGCCAUGAGCUUCGCUCAGAGCGAGGACAUCCUGGGCAUCAGCGCUCAUACUGAGGAGCUGCUAACAAACUUCAGCCUCAUCAGCGAGGCGCACAGCAAAGGCCUGGUGGUGUUCAGUUGGGGCGACGACAACAACGAUCACGAGAACCGGAGGAAGCUGAGGGAGCAGGGCAUCGAUGGGCUCAUCUAUGACAGGAUCUGUGAGGACCAACUGGAACAGCCAAACAUCUUCCAGGUGGAGGAACAACACUCCUUGCGGGAGGUCAUCACCGAGGAGACCCUCAAGAGUCCCGCCUGCUCCUGCUACUCGAUACCGUGCUCUUCAGCGCCGUGCGUCGCCGGCAAGGAGCGGGCCUGCAGCGGGAGCGCCGAGUCUGAUUCGGGCCUCAGCUCUUCAUAG